Molecule: messenger RNA, 550 nt
Organism: Gongylonema pulchrum
Lineage: Eukaryota; Metazoa; Nematoda; Chromadorea; Rhabditida; Gongylonematidae
Source: the annotation of a GenBank genome assembly
ACCCGGUCCGAAUUUGCAGCCAUGUAUUGAGAGCUGUUCUGUUCUAGUCCAAAAUAUGAAGUUUUAGAUAAAGAAGUUCGAACAUCCGGAACGGCAUUCUUUGAUCCGCGUACAGCAUGCCUUUAUCGUGCCGGGAGGGCGUUUCAUAGAAUAUUAUUAUUGGGACGCGUACUGGAUUAUAAAAGGUUUACUCAUUAGCGGACUUUUGGAGAAUGCAUGGAUGAUGAUAGAUAAUUUCGCUCAGUUUGGGUUUGUGCCGAAUGGUGGACGCAUCUAUUACUUGAGACGUUCACAGCCACCAUUUUUGAUUCCAAUGGCUUACGAAUACUUCGAAGCAACAAAAAAUCGCAGUUUCAUUAAGGAGAAAUACGAAUUCAGAUCGAUCGUGGUUAAUAAUCACACGGUGUAUGUAUAUCGUACGAGAUCCAAUGUGCCGCGCCCAGAGUCAUAUGGUAUUGAUAUUCUUAAUUCGCUUUCAGUCGAACCUUCAAAGAGACAACAGUUUUUCCAAGUAUUUUUCUUCAUUUUUCCGCUUCCGUUGCUUCUCUGA